Messenger RNA from Drosophila busckii, 462 nucleotides. Its product is annotated as UPF0605 protein GA14893. The coding region runs from base 88 to 369 and encodes 93 amino acids. The transcript has 2 exons. The record is from RefSeq and is a predicted model, not a curated record. NCBI's taxonomy places the organism in Eukaryota, Metazoa, Arthropoda, Insecta, Diptera, Drosophilidae.
AGUUGCUUGUCACUAGUCUAAGUUCUCGAAACGUGUGCGGGGACACUCAUAAAUUUAAUAUACAGUUUUAUAUUAUUAUUUUAUAACAUGUCUUAUUCAAAUCGGGGCUUUGAUUUCCAUCUGUCGGAUGGAGGCUGGUGCAGCCCCGCGAACGACAUGUACUUUCGCCGUAGCGUCGAAUGGGUACCAAUACGGAGUGCUGGCGUUGGUCGUUCAUUCCCCAAUACAUAUGGCAUGGUUUAUCCACGCGUUAUAGGCUUGCUUCCAAGAUAUGGUGGACAUGUGCCCGGUGAGAUUUUUGAUGUUGGACGUACUUUUGGUCGCUCUACGGUCGAUGCCAAGCGCUGGCUGGCACUGAACCGUGAUUGAAUGGACUAUAAGCUCAAUAAUUUAAUAGAUUUUGUUGAAAGCAUCAAAUUACUUAAUAAAUUGUACUGUUAAUUAGCCAUCAAACUUCAAAAA